This is a messenger RNA of Racocetra persica, 787 nucleotides long. The record is from the annotation of a GenBank genome assembly. Lineage: Eukaryota; Fungi; Glomeromycota; Glomeromycetes; Diversisporales; Gigasporaceae.
AUGCCCGUACACCUUCAUAGUGAAACUAGCAUCAUUGAUGACAUUAACCCUUCGAUAUCCAUGGAAGAUAUGAUUAACUCCAAGAAUGUAUCGGUGCGUCCUUUUGUUAUGACACACGAUUCUCUGCGGCGGCAUAAUGCCAAAUCGGAAUAUAAUGGUAAUAAGAUAAUGUUAACGAAUAAAGAAGAGUCUAAUGAGGUGAUCGACGGAAUCAACUAUAGCAGUAACACCACACGACCCUCUCUUAAUUCUUCAUUACCUUCGUUACCACGAAGAAAAUCCUCCGUAUUAGAUAUCUCUAGUUUAUUAUGCGAUUUACCUUCUUCUCCAUCUCCGGCUUACGAUUCUUCUAUCGAUGGGGAUAGUAGCAUGGAUGACUUGUCAACAACAAGUCAACUUGGUGAUACUGAAUCCUUGGAUUCUCCACGUUCUUGUCACAAUAUUCGCGUUGUAUCAACUCCUGAUACCUCUCCUCCUCUCUCUCCUCCUGUCGUAGAAAAAGAUGAAAAACCUUCAAUCGUUAAUUCUAAUUUACCUCAUGAUAAUAUGAGAUAUCAAGUUUGGAAUAAACGUCCUCACGGUAAUCAGGAUGUUCCAAUUGUUAGACCUGUACUACCUUCAAUUAAAACUUUCGCUUCAUCUCCUAAUCUGAGAUCUGAUAUUAAUGGUAACUCCGACUUACCUCAUAUUACAAAUUGUGAAAAUGGGAAUCUGGAUUCCCGAAAGUCUUCUUGGAAUCAUAAUCAACCUCUUGAACAAUUUGCUGCUUUUACUUCAGAAACUUAUC